CUUGUGUUCUCUUCCAGUAUGACUGAUACUAAUGAUGUUUUCAUGCAAAAUGGAAUAGGAGAAGACAGGAAAUCUGCAGAAGAAAUGGAUGUGCUACGUCAAAAAAUGUUAGCGUAUGAGUAUCUCUGUCAUCUGGAAGAAGCUAAGAAAUGGAUGGAAGCUUGUCUGAGAGAAGUAUUGCCUCCAACAACAGAAUUGGAGGAGAAUCUACGCAAUGGUGUAUAUCUAGCAAAACUUGGCCACUUUAUGGCACCUGAUAUUCUGCCACUGAAUAAGAUAUAUGAUUCUGAGCAGCGUAGAUACAGAAUUGUAGGGUUACAGUUCCGUCACACAGACAAUAUAAACCACUUUUUAAGAUGUUUAAAAUGUACGCAGCUACCAUUGACAUUUCAGCCAGAAACAACAGACAUAUAUGACAAGAAGAAUAUGCCACGAGUAAUAUAUUGCAUUCAUGCCCUUAGUACACAUUUAUUUAAAUUGGGUAAAGCACCACAAAUACAAGAUUUAUAUGGAAAAGUAGAUUUUACAGAUGAAGAAAUUGAUGCUGUUAGAAAAGAACUACGAAAAUAUGGCAUCCAAAUGCCUGCCUUCCAAAAAAUAGGAGGUUUACUAACUAACAAUAUCGCUACUGACACUGCCACUCUUCAUGCAGCUGUAAUUGCAGUUAAUCAAGCCGUGAUGAAGAAAGAUAACACAAUGAUAUUACAAGCGCUUCAAUGUAAAGCAGCGCAAUUAAAUAACAUUGUGCCUACUUAUAUUGAAAAAUAUGCCAAGACAUUGUCAGAAGCUAAAGCUAAAAAGGUAGAGGCAACGCUUAACAAGUCUCUCAACGAUAGUUACGAACCAGAUGCCUAUGAUGAGUUAUUAACGCAAGCCGAAAUACAAGGACACAUUAAUUACGUGAAUGCUCGUUGCGCGCUGAAGGCUAUCGUUUCGUUUGCAUAUCGUAAAGAUAAUCAAUUAAUAUCUGCUCUAAUGACACAGACAUUAUCUCUCAAGAAUAUAAUUCCUGAAAAUAUUGAAAUAUACAACAAAGAAUUGAAGCGGCUAUUUGAAAGCGACGAAUGGCACGAUAUAUUUUCCAAGAAUAUUCACCAUUGGCAAGAUCUACUUCAGAACUCGAUUGACGAAGGAAACGAGAUUGUACUGCAACGUCGUGAGCGAGAGGAAGUUAUGGAACGUUUAAAUAAGUUUUUACUACAAAACACUGAUCAAGAGAAAUUCUACGAAAUCUUGCGGAGCCCUUGUCUGGGAAUUUCUCAUCGCAUCGAUAAAUUUGCGGUCCCGUUGUACUACGAGGAGAUGAAAGACGAUUGUAUUGAAUCGGAGGGUGGUAUUACCUACGAGGAUGUAAUAGUCAGUGUAACUGUGUUAACCGCUAUCGCCUCUAUUUCCAAGGCGGUAGACACGGGAAAUCCAGAUCUCGUGUAUGAAAAGCUGUCGAAUGCCGAAGCACGUAUAUCCGACUUAGACGAGGAGAACAGAGUGAAGUAUACCCGUGCACUGGUGAAUGCUCGGCACGAAAAGCAACUGAGGAGCUUAAAGUGCCCUUUAUUAACUUACAGCGACAUUCAAAUAUGCAUCGAUUCGAUAAAUGCGCAAUGCAUUAAGAACUCGGAAGUUAUAGAGAUUUUACAACGAUUAAAUCGGGCUGUGAUCGAGAACGAUUAUGACAGCUUGAGGGAGGCCCUUGAAACGAUAAAUGCGAAGCUCGGUAUACACGUGUCUCCGUACGACGUGACGCUUUAUUUAAAGCUGUUCAAGAAACGUUUAAUUGAGAAACAAUCCGAUGGAUCUGAGUUAUGGCUAGAUGACGUUGAAACUAUAACGGAAAUAGUGAAAUCGGAAAGCAUGAAAGUCGAAGAAAUGAUUAUGUUUCUGCUUGAUAUUAAUGAAGCGGUGAAACAGGACAAUAUGUCAGAUGUGAUCGAUUGUCUUCAAAUAUUCGGUUGUACACUCGAUGAAGCGUUUCAUGAGGAGUAUCAUCAGUCAUUGCGGCAGUUACAAAAGCGAAAGCGCGAAAUCUACAGUUCUUCAUAUGUUUUAUACAUCACUGAUAACGGAAAUGAAGCCUAUAUCGAUAUGGACAAAGGCGUGUACAUGUGGGAUCAACCGGCAGAUCUCGUGGAAUCUUACUAUAUCACUGGGGAGGAUGUAAAAGAAAUAAUUAAAUACAUCGGCUCAACAUCGAGGAAACAUCAAGACGAAACAUGGGACGAAAGAAGCGUAUUCGAAGAGAUGAUUACCAGACUUCAGGCUUAUAUCCGGGGAAAUUUGCUACGUAGAAAAGUUCACGAAAUACGCUCUCAAUUCAAGAAGAAUCUGAAAAAAGUUGUCAUGAUACAAGCGUGGUGGCGAGGAAUUAUGCAACGUAAACGAUAUCUUAAACUUCUGGAAAGAAGACGGCAAGAUGCGAUAUUACAAUAUCACGAGAGCGAGAGCAAAUUAUUAAACAUUAAAAUAGUGGACAAUUAUGAUAUAUUAAGCCUAUAUAUGAACGAGCAAGACAUUGAGCGGAUAAUAAAGAUACAAGCUCUGUGGCGUGGCCGAAUAUCUAGGCAAGCCUUUCAUUCGUUACUUUACUCGGAAAAGCCAUCUUUCGCUGUGGUCCGACAUUUCUCGACGGUGCUCGGCUUCAACGCGGAAGAUUACGACAAGGAUCUAGAGCUACAAAAAUUAAAGCUCGACGUUGUGCAGGGUAUAAAGCACAAUCAAAAUCUGUCGCAGCAGCUGGACAGCAUGUACGUGAAAAUAGGAUUGUUGAUCCAGAACAGAAUAGCAUUACAGGAUGUAGUGGCGCAUAGUAAGAAUCUGGAUACUCUUGCGAAGGAGAAGAAUACGACCGAGGAUCAGACGGGAGUUUCAAACGACAGCAUCAUGAUAAAAGCGCAUAAAGGCCUCAGAUCGCUGACGAAGGAGGGUCGUAAGAUGCUGGAAGGAUACCAGCACUUAUUUUACGCGUUGCAGACGAAUCCGCAAUACCUGUCGAAAUUGUUGCACUUGCCUCCUCAGGGUAAGACGAACAAAUUGUUUCUGAAGAACGUCAUUCUGAUAUUGUUCAAUUUCGGCUCGAACACGCGAGAGGAUUACCUAUUGCUGAAGCUCUUCGGCAGCGCGUUAAGGGAAGAGAUCAGGUGCAACUGCGACAAGCCUUCGGAUGUGUUGACCGGCAAGCCGCUUGUGCGCGAAAUGGUAGUGAGUUACGCGAAACAGUUGAGCGGCCAAGGAUUACUGAAGCAAGUAGUGGGACCAUUGAUCGAAAAAGUCCUGGAAGACGGGACCCUGUACCUCGAGACGAGUCCAUCUGACAUAUACAAGCUGUGGCGAAAUCAGUUGGAGAUGGAAUCCGGCCAAAUUCAAGACAUGCCUCAGACGGUGUCUCGAGAGAGCGCAUUGUGUUUCCCUCACGUGAGCAGGGUGUUGGAAAAGACAAUAAACGGUCUGAAAAGUAUCUCUCUCGAGUUUCUGAACAAAAUAACGGAAUCUCGCGACUGGAUACCAUAUGGAAUGCUCUACAUGGCGAAAGUCCUGUACGACUCGCUGACGGAGAAGUUCCCGCAAGCUCCCGAGAAGGAUAUUCUGAAAGCCGUCGGCAAUUUGAUUUACUAUCACUUCAUCAAUGCCGCGAUCGUGGCGCCCGAUACCUUUGACAUCGUGUCGUUGCCGGUCGACAAGUCGUUGUCCAGCAACCAGAGGCGAAAUCUGGCCACGAUUGCCAAGAUUUUGCAGUUCGCCUCCACGAAGAAGGGUUUCGGCGACGAGUCACCGCAUUUGGGAUGUCUUAAUCCGUUCAUCAUCGACUGCCACGAACAGUUCAAGAGUUUCUUCCGGCACUGUUGUCAGGUGGAGGAUCUCGAGGAGCACUUCAACAUCCACGAAUACACGGAAGCCACGCUCAUACAAAAACCAGAGAUCUGCAUAUCCCUGCAGGAAAUAUGUGACAUACAUAACUUGGUGCUGAAAUAUCAGGACGAGAUAGCGCCUGAUCAGUCCGACCCUUUGCACGACCUGCUGGAAGACUUGGGUCCGGCGCCGACUGUAGCGUCGUUACUCGGAAUAUCUCAACCGACAUACGAGGCGAAUUUGCCGCGAUAUAGCAAAACCGAGGUAUGUUUGGUGUUGACUAACAAGUACCAAGUGCCGCGACACGACGACGCGAAUCUGAACAACCUUUUCAUACAAGCGAAAGAAUUGCUCGUUUCGGUUCUUCCGUUUCUAAAGAGGCAAUCUUUGGUGGAAUCCUUAGAGACCAGUUGUUCUCCGAUGUACGUGAAGCUUUACGAUCACUCGAUGGCAACGCCAGCAUUACACGUUAUUCGCGAGAGCUCGUCUGUAAACGACUGCAAGCUGCAAUUACGCUCGUACCUGCACAAACUCGAACUCGAGGGGUGGGUGAGUCGUGCGGACGGCUAUCAAACGAUCGUGACUGCCAUAGCGAAGGACAUCUGCAACAAGAAGAAGUACCGUGUCAUGAGAGAUACGGAACUGCAGACGCUGCGUGCGACCAAAGAGCGACUGGAAGAGAAGACGAAGUAUUACGAGGAGCAGGUUGAAUUCUACAAUCAAUACAUACAACGAUGCCUCGAAAAUUUGCACACCGGAAAGGGUUCGCGUCGCGCGUAUCAAGCACUGCAGAAAGAUACGCACGGCAAGCUGAGAUCCAAGAUGACGCUGAAGUAUUCUGCCUGGAAGCUGCAGGAGAAAGGCGUGCUGGUGGAGGUCGACGGGUUGACGCAGACGGAGCUGAGAAACGUUAUCUUCGAGAUCAGUCCGACGGAGCACAGCGGUCUCUUCGUCGUCAACUGCCGAUUCAUGGGCCUUGAGAUGGAGAAGCUCGACAUCAACAUACAAGAGUUGCUGCAAUUGCAAUACGAGGGCGCAUCAAUCAUGAACAUGUUCGGCAGAGCGAAGGUCAACGUGAACUUGCUCCUGCAUCUCCUCAAUCGAAAGUUUUACGGGAAGACCUGAACGCGCGACCUCGCGCGAAGGCGCGUAUCGGCGGAGAAAAAAAAAACCAGGUCCUGGACGUAGAAGACGCGAAGUUGGUUUCACGUUGUCAUCCUCUACGUGCAAUUUAUCGUUAGCCGAACGUGCUCGGAAAGCGGGCACAGCGGUUUCGUCGCUACGACAAAUUGGACGAGUGUAAUCCGCGAACUCAGUACUUCCGUACGUUGAGAGAGAGUGUUCCAGAGACCGCCGAUAUAUUGUAAUAUACUAAAUAUAUAACACGCGGGGUGCGACAGAUUCCUGAGAUUUCAUUUUACCAUGUGCUGAGAUGCUCCGAUUGUUAUCUUUCUAUUAUUUUAAAUACAGUUGAAAGGAACAAAUGAGCAAAGAGGAUUUCAACUUUAAAAAAAAAGAAUAUGCACGAGCGGCAAAGGUAUUUCACACGUUAACGAUGUUUAAAUUAUCAA
Messenger RNA from Dinoponera quadriceps, 5414 nucleotides. Its product is annotated as ras GTPase-activating-like protein IQGAP1. Gene Ontology annotation, molecular function: calmodulin binding; GTPase activator activity; actin filament binding. The coding region runs from base 19 to 4968 and encodes 1649 amino acids. The record is from RefSeq and is a predicted model, not a curated record. The transcript is spliced from 23 exons. Gene Ontology annotation, cellular component: cytoplasm. Gene Ontology annotation, biological process: regulation of GTPase activity; regulation of actin cytoskeleton organization. Lineage: Eukaryota; Metazoa; Arthropoda; Insecta; Hymenoptera; Formicidae.